AUGAAGCCAUUUGGAUCAACUAUGAGGCCUAGACUUAUUUUCUACCGAGACAUGUCCGUGCCCCCCAAAGAUCUAGGAUGCAAGGUCGUGGUCAGGAGAGGGCAGACGGCCAUCCGGGACACUCCACUCGACUGGAGUCACCUCGCUCGAUUGAGUUCAUCUCACUCGAUCGAGCUUGCUCGUGGCUCGAUCGAGUUGUGCCUCGAGUUCGUUUCCUCUUCUUCCUAG
This is a messenger RNA of Microthlaspi erraticum, 228 nucleotides long. The record is from the annotation of a GenBank genome assembly. NCBI's taxonomy places the organism in Eukaryota, Viridiplantae, Streptophyta, Magnoliopsida, Brassicales, Brassicaceae.